Molecule: messenger RNA, 7165 nt
Organism: Lethenteron reissneri (Far Eastern brook lamprey)
Lineage: Eukaryota; Metazoa; Chordata; Hyperoartia; Petromyzontiformes; Petromyzontidae
Product: zinc finger protein 746-like
Biological process (GO): regulation of transcription by RNA polymerase II
Cellular component (GO): transcription regulator complex; chromatin; PcG protein complex
Molecular function (GO): RNA polymerase II cis-regulatory region sequence-specific DNA binding; DNA-binding transcription factor activity, RNA polymerase II-specific
Source: RefSeq, a predicted model, not a curated record
CCACCUCACCAGCUCCAGACGUCGCCGCCGCCGUCGUCGGUUACUGGCCACCAACUUAUUUGACUCCAAAUCUGACAAAGCAAAUGAGCUCACGACGUUUAGUUGUAUUAAUUUGUUGUAAUCACGGGCACUCCAUCGUUGACAUCGUCAUCGGCACACGGCAUCGUCGUUAAUUAACGAGCCAGCGAACCGAACCGCGACGUUGCAGCGAUGGCGUGCGCCGUGGCAGAGCCGGACCCGCGCGGGGACUUCCCGGCGUGGCUGGCGACGCGCGGCAUGAAGCCCACGUUCGCCGACGCCAUGGAGCGCGAGCUGGGCAUCAGCGACUACGAGGAGCUGCUGGCGUGCGCCGAGGAUGCGCAGGUGACGGCCGAGCUGCUGGGCGCCGCCCGCGACCGCCUGCCCUUCGCCUUCUACGCCGUGCUGCGCCGUCUCGUGCGCGCGUUGGCGCCGCGGCAGCGACAGCGGUGGUGGUGGCGCCAGCGCCGACGAGGCCGCCGCCGCAGCCGGGGACCGCUGUCCGGAGACGGCGAAGACGAUGGCGACGGGAAGGAGGAGCGAGCGAGGGACGAUGACGGUGGUGAUGAGGAGGAGGAGGAUGAUGAGGAGCUGGGAGGGUGCGCCCCCCGUUGCGAAGGAGUCCUGGCGAGUCGCGCCGUCCUCGACGCCAUCGUGGCCACGCUGAGCUCCCUGAGCCGCGAGCUGCUGCAGUCGGCGCAGAGAUUCCGCUGCCUGGACUCGCUGGUGCACGGAGACAGUGCCGUGGGGCCGAGCGAGGGGGGAGGCAGCCCCUACCUCAACACCACCACCAUGUCGGAGGAAGUGGAGGUGGCCGAGUCGUUUGAGGCGGAGGCGUUCCACCACGAGGAGUCGGUGAAGAUGUCGGAGAAUGAGGCCGGUGGACGGCACAUGGGGCAGGAGUGGGGUGAGGGGAUGGCGCCAGCCGUGGAGGAGUGUGGGGAAGACUUGGCGGACGACGCUCGGGAGGGCGUGGUCGCCAUGGAGACGCAUGGCGUGCCGGGCACAGGCGGGCGAUGUUGCAGCAGCAGCAGCGGCGGUGGCAGCAGCCACUGGGAAAAGGCAACGACUGUGAAGACGGAGAAAUUCUACAACGAAAGCGACCGGCAGCGUCGCAACUCCCUCCGCGGCAGCCCCAGACCGAGCCGCCACUCCUCUCACGGCCCCACGCCACCUCCGCCGCCGCAGCCUCCGCAGCAGCAGCCACCGCAGCAGCCUCCGCAGCAGCAGCCACCGCAGCAGACACCGCCACCGCCAGUACCGCCGCUCACCGCCGACUGGCACCACCACCACCACCACCCGGCCUCGGCCGAGCCAUCCCGACUGCUCGCGAGGAGCGGCGAGGGCCCGUACGGGCACGUGCAUCACCACCACCAUCACGAGCACGCGGCGGCGACGGCGGCAGCGGCGUCGUACCACCCCCUCGGCCCGGGCGAGGACACGGGGGCGAUCCACGGCGCCGGCGAUGCCCCGCCGCCCGGCACGGAGCUGGUGCAGACAGGUGACAAACGCGGUAAUGUCGGUGGCAUCGGCGGCGUCAGCAGCGUCUUCACGAGGAACUGUUUCCCGGACGAGGCGUACGCCUUCCACCCCAUAAACGUGGUCGGCUUCUGCACCGAGGCGACGCUCCUGCCACCCAAGCCGUCCAUCUACAGCCUCGGCUGCGGCCAGAUGGACGGUGCCGCCCCGCCCCCGUCGUCGUCGGGGCUGAACGGCGGCGCUUGCCAGCCGUUGCCAAAAGCGCCGCCGCGCCGGCAGGACGGGCUGGGCGGCGCUCAGGAUCCGGGAUCGGUGACGCAGCCCCCGCCGGUGGCGGGAGGUCCGGCGUCGGCACGCACGUCGUUCGUGUGCGUGGAGUGCGGGCGGUGCUUCGCGAGCGCCACGCUGCGUCGCGUGCACCAGCGGCGCGAGCACAGCGCCGAGCGACCUUUCCACUGCGACAUGUGCGGCAAGCGCUACACGCAGGCGUGGCUGCUGGCGCGUCACGCGCGCUCCCACACGGGCGAGCGGCCCUUCGCCUGCGCCGACUGCGGGCGACGCUUCUCGCAGGCGUGGAUCCUAGAGCGGCACAAGCGUACGGUGCGGCACCACCGGCACAGCGGCGGCGGUGGUGGCGGCGUUGGCGGCGGCAGCGGAGUGACGGUGGAGCCAGUGCCGCCGGGGCUGCAGCUCACGUGACGGUGACGCCGGCGCCCGAUCGAGCCGGCCGCUUUAAACGGAGAGAAGUUCGGGAAUCGUCUCCGUGCUUGAGGGGAGGAGGGAUGGAGUGGGGGAGGGUUGAGUGGAGAAGCGACAAGAGAUGGGUGGGCGGACUGACGGACCGACAGACAGACUGAUGGAGGAGCAGAUGAGCACAUAGGCAGAAUGAUGAACAGCCAAAUGGAUGGGUAGGUGAAUGAAUGGCAGGACAAAUACAUGGGUAGAAAGAUGAACAGGCAGAUGGUGGAAUGGAGGGACAGACACCGCUGACGAACAGAUGGACAUAUGCAUGGGCAGACAAAUAGACUGACGGACAGACUACAAAGUGGAUAGACAGGUACAGAGAUGGACAGGAGAAAUAUAAGCAAACAGAUGGAUAUACAGAUUGUGCAAAGGAAAGAUAAAGACGCCUGGUUGCAUGUGGACCGACGCGGAUAAAUAAGUUAAUGGGCAGACAGGCAGAUGGGCAGGCGGGUGGGUAGGUGAAGAGAUGAUUGCACAGAUACACGGGCGGAUGGAACUAUGGACAGACGAACAGACAGCGCGUAGGAGAACUAAACGGGACGGACGGCGAGCCUCGCACCGUUGACCUCGUGGUCAAUGCGGCGGGCUUGACACCAGUGUGUGGAGAUGAGAAGGGUAGAAGCGACACGAUGGGAUGGGGUGGUAAGGAGUGCUGCUCUGCUUGGUAACACGUGUCCAUGUGUAUUUCAGUCUUCACAUGUGUUGGGGGGGAGCGGUGGGGUAGUGGUUAGCAUGCCACGCUAUGAACCCAGGCCACCUAAGUUCGAUUCCCGGCCUUGGCUAACAUCAGUAGGGAGUGACAUCUGAACCGGUUCUGAGCCUCUCGUAGGCUGACUCGGCCUUGAGUGCGUACCUGGUACAGUGGGUAAACAUCAGCAUGGGGGAGACAUCGGCGGCUAGGCAAAGAACUGGCCACACCCACUGAAUUUCGUGUUUGGCCUUAAUAGGUGCUUGCUAAUAACACUUGCCCUAACAGUCUAUGUACAGUCUAUGGAGGUGUUGAUUGUCUGUUUUAUGGGUGUGCAUAAUUGUUUGUGUAACUAUUUGUCUGCAUUGCGCGUUUGUAUGUAUGCUUGUCAAUGUAUGUAUGUACGGGUGUGUGUGUGUAUGUGCGGAGCGGUAGUGUAGUAGUUUGCGCACUGCGCUAUGAACCCGUUAAAUUCCCACUCAACCAAUAACAAGUGGAAAAUAUUUGAACUAGUCGUGGGCCUCCCCUAGGUCGACUCAGCGUUGCAAUGAGUAACGAGCAUGACCUCGAGUUAACAUCAAAGUCGUACGGUCGCGGUUGGAAAGUGAUGGUCCCAAAAACAUUUACAAGGCUGUUAUCGGAGCUUAAACAUCGACGUUUGUUAAGAUAGGUUUUUUUUGUUCGUUCGUUUCUCAAUCCUCUUGUCCUGGUAAGGGUUGUGGCAGCAUGAUGAGUAGGGCGGUCCAGACCUCCCUUUCCCUGGCGACAGAGAAAGAUGAGGUCUGGUGAUAGGGAAAACCUUCAACUUGACAGCUUCCCUCAGGUGUCCACCAGCGACUCCUAGGGUUGCCGCAAUGGCAGGCCACAGCUUUUCGCAGCUACAUCCACAAUCGAGGUCCUGAACAUCGUCCACUCGGACUCACUGUCAACGACUACCCCUGGAGUGCAGGAGAAGUUAAUACUUGGCGAGAGAUUUAACGAAGCGCAUCUCACUUUGCCGGUGACCCCGUGACAUCGCAGCUGGGUCAGGGGUCGUAGAACGCAGAUAUUUUUAUUUAACCCCUUUUGUGUUCCGAGACGACGGCAAGUUGCAGGGUGGGUCCCGUUCACCACUGAAUCUCGGCACGCAUAAGCUAUCCGAGUGAAAUGUAUUUUGAGAGGUGUAGUGCCACUGUUUUUAAAUACCACAGCAGAGAACUGUAGUGACACGACCACACUCUGCGAUAGCUGGUGCCAAACUGUGGCACGCCUUCUGGCAGUCAAGUUACCAGUCAAGUUACUUUUACUUCUGGUUCCGUUCCGAUGACGUACAUCAUCGGAACGUUAUCGGAAUAAAAACCGAUGAUGUACACGUACAUCAGCGGAACGGGAGAGAGCUAAGGUAUCAGGAACACCUUGCUGUUGGACCUCGAUGGGAUUGGUUGCAGCUGACUCCAGGUUGCUACGGGGUGUGUGGUGGCCCAUCCCGGUGCGAGCUCAGAGCCAGCACGGUUCCAAAUGUGCCAUGGAAGCGCAUCGACUGUCUCGCCCCGAGCCGCGCCUGUCGUGGUACGUAAUCGUUUUUCAAGCGCAUGGAGCUCAUCGUGAGAAAGUCCUCAAUCUCUGGAGCUAUGGGACAGACACGGGGUGAGAGUUUAGUGCAAGUUGGUAGCGGUUAAGUUUAUACGUAUGGGCUUUUGAGCGCUAUAUUAUCCCCCCCCCUCCUUUGUGUGCGUGGGUUUACUAGGAGCACUCCAUGUUUUUUUUAGUUUUCCUCAUCGCGAUGCAAAUUGCACGCAAAGCAGUUUGCCGAGCAUCCAAAUGCAAGACACUCCUGCUAAAUAAAUCGCAAAGACUUAGGCUGCUGGUUUAAUCAAUUAAAUGUGUUUAUGUUCUUUGGGUUUUUCGGUAAAGUCACGUAGAUAGGUUCAAAUUAAUAAAAAUAAAAUGAACAAAAACCACGACGUUUCGAUAUCACCACAAGCGAUCGUCAUCAGGAGGAAAAAAAAGGGGGAAAGCUGCUGAGGCAGACUCGGCAGCUUUCCUCCUGAUGACGAUCGAUCUACGUGAUUUUACCAAAAGACUCAAAAGAAUAUGAAUUCCUGCAGUCACGAAAGAUUUCAGUCAACAUUUAAAUGUGUUUAUUAGCGAGGGUUUGUCUAAUCAACGGCGUGACUGCUGUGGCAUGUGUUCGAAGUGGGCAGGUUCCGCCUAUUGGGAUUUGUGUUACUGAUGGUCGUGGUCAUUGCUGUCGACGUAUACAGAUCUCGUAAGAAAUUCAUGAGGAAUGCGAUACCGGUAAGCGUUGCAGUGUUUAACAAGCAAAUAUGUUAUGAUGCCAGCGUGGGAGCAGUGUUGAUUUUAGGAUACAAUGAACAUGGAACACCAUGAGGGUGGGGGGCAGGCACCUUAUAUGUCCACUCCUCCACUCGGUGAAAAAAAUAUAUGAAUUGGAUGAUACUAAGAGCAGUCCUUGGAGGUCAAAUGCAAACUGCUGUGGGAUCUGGCAGAAGGAACAGAAGUGAUGGUGGCAUCAACGGCAUUGGCUGAGUGCCUUCCAAGCCAUCCUGAGGAGUUGCCUCUGAAUGGGGGGCACACAGGCGGGGCACAGCCCCCCCCCCCCUCCCUCGCAUCCCAGGAGAAUCACCGAGGCGUUGGAAGGGGUUGGGAGAUUGGUGGCGGCGGCAACGGCAAUCCGGACGGGUUUUGUCCGAGUACUACUGCAUCGUUUUUUAGGCUUUUACUCUUUCCAAUUGUAAGCGCUAAAAUUCAUAAAGAAGAAUUUUAUGAUUGUUUCUUGUGUAAUUUAUUACCUGUUGCGUUGCCGUUUGGGGAUUCGCGAGCUAAAUUCUCGCGAGCGGGGCGCGGCACACGCGAGUGUGCGCCGUGAUUUGUAUGGGAGCGUUUCUCCCUCCGCCGGUUCGCGUCUCGCGUGUUCCAAGGUCGUGGGGCAAUAUCUGCGGCGGUUGUGGGCGUUCCCGUGAUCCAAGCGUUCAGCCCACAGUUGUAAAGGUCGCGAGUUCAAAUGACGAUGGAGAGGUGAAAUUGACACGUCAUUAUCGCCAUCACUACUUCGAUAUUGAUAAAAAAAAACAUUGAGCAGCGGUGGCUUUUACGUGAGGAAUGGAGAGUAACUUUCAGACUGGGUUACCCACGAUAGAAAUGUGGAAUUUCAGCCACCGACUCCUGACUGCUGAUGCAGAUGAGAACCAUCCUACGUUGAGUUUUGGAGGAUCUUGGUUUGUCGUAUGCGAAAUGAAAUUGUCGCAUACAUUUAAAUUCUUACAAAAAAAUGUCAAACAAGCAUUGAUAAAAAAAAACUGAAGACAGCAAAAACACAAGCAACGGCGUUGCCAUUGGUGCACAAACGCACAUUUUUUUUAAUAAAAAAAGCUGUCCCGCGUUUGCCAUGGUUACUGACUCAACUAAAAAACGUUUCAACCACCCACCCACAUUAAAAAGAAGAGGCACUGCCCGACAUGUCCGACUUAUGUUUUUUAAACUUUUAAGGCAGCGUUAAAUGAUGAACAUAGUGAGUUUAUUUUUUAAAUAGAUUGCGGCAAGGGUUAACGGGCAGUGGUGGGUUCAUGACUCAUUGCGAGGAGGAAUUAAAUUGAACGUGUGGUGCAUUGGAUAGACAAGAAAAAAACGUUUGACCCAGAACUAUUUCUUGUGCUCAAGUCUCAUGGCCCUGGCAUGUGACUUGAUGACGCCCCUACUGAAUCACAAGAUUUCUCGAGUAUAGAAAGUUGAGAGGUGCCUGGGUUCAAAUGAAAGAGACGCUUACAUUUAGAGUGCAUCCUACUGCUUUGUUGUUUGGCGUGUGGACUUACAAUGACUGCGAUGCCACGGGUGCGUUUGUUUUAUAGUAAACACAUCGCCAUGCGUUUGGUUAAUGUGCGUUUUCCAUUGGUUGAUAACUGUUCCUCAUCAGUAUCUAUAGAGUUACGUGUAAAAUGCCGCAGGUUGCGUUUUGGCUUAAGUCAUUUUAAGAUAAGUAAUCAAAAAGUUUUCCGCAUUAUCGCUAGAAGCAAAAUGUUUUAUUAUAAUGUCUGGAUAAGUUACUCCUGUUUGUAAGCGAGCGCAUUUUAGAACUCGGUCAUGUGAUUAUCAUUUUAUUUUAUUUUUCUCUUUCAAAGCAAGCGGACGACGCGUGCUCUCGCAGUCAUGCAAGCCGCCUUCUUGGUGGCUGUUCUGUCUUCAAGUUAUUUCUAAUCGGCCUGCUUUAUAAGUUAUAAUAAAUAUGUUACAAACACG